UCUAGUGAGAUGGAUGUCCACUACAGUGCUGCAAGUCCUGGGACCUCUGCAGAGCCGACUACCUACCAUCUUGACACGCCACUUUAGUGGUGGUGUAGUAGCGAGGCCUCUCAGAGGACGUAGGGGGGCGUUGCCUAAGGGAGGGGCCGACAGUGAACGUGGUGGCCGAGGCUCUGGCGAGAGGGGCCGGACGACUACGUUUGGCGACCUAGUGCAGUCUAGUAGCCUCUUGAGCAAGCUCGGGAUCUGGUUUCUCGAAGCGGGGACGAGAGGCAAGCAACGGACCAAGCUGAAGGACCUUCCGCUGCCUACGCCGAUACAAAGACUAGCAUACCCUCUUAUAGGAGGAGAGGAUCAGCGCAGUGUGUCCAUGGUGUCACCACCUGGGACAGGGAAGACCCUAGCGUAUUUGCUGCCAGUAGUCGACCGUACUGUUCGAGUGUCUGAAGGGCUCAGUAUCAAGAGGGACGAGGAAGGACGUGCGGUACGAUCAUCAGCCGAUCAGAAAACGAUAGUGAGGUCGGCAGGCAAGGGCAGCCCUUUGCUUGUGGUCAUAGUCCCUACUAGAGAGCUCGCUGAGCAGGCACACGCUGAGGUUAAGAAGUACUCGCCACCUUGGAUGUCGGUACAGUUGUGUGCAGGGGGGACAGGCAGGGAUGUUCGGGAUUCCCAUGUUAUGGCGCUCAGUCAUGGGGCGGACAUUGUAGUGGGCACGCCGGGUCGGUUGAAGUGGCUCGCCGAGCACGGGGCACUAUCGUUGGGUAAACCUGUCGCGCGCCCGGAAAUUACCCCCAGUCCGGUUGCGGCUGAGGGUCUUCUGAAGAAGCCUAAGCCUCUACUACCGUGUGUUGUGCUGGACGAGGCCGAUGUACUGCUGACCAGCGAGAUAGUGCUGGGCUUGGUCCGAGAGCUCACUCGGGGUCGUCAGGCACAGCUGAUCUACGCGUCGGCCACCUUCGAUGCAUGGAUGAAGGAUAGGCUUAGGGAGCUGUCACCGAAAUAUGAGGUCCUCAACGCUACGGAAGAGAUGGAAGCUCGUGAGGAGGUCGUCUAUGCACUAAGGGAAGUGAGCCAUUUGUAUGCCCGGCUUUCCUCGAACUCUGAGAGGAGGCUCCGGCAGCUCACGUGGGCUAUUGAGAAGCUGCGGCCAGGGUCUGGAAGUGAUAUACAGGUGGCGAACAAGGUAUUGGUAUACUGUCGCGAGAAGACGGAGGUAUGCCUGUUGGCUGAUGAUCCCCAGCUUAGGAAUGUCUGUGCUCCGGGGCGCAUGAUGGCCCUCCAUGCGGAUAUGUCGCCCUCGCAGCGGAAACAAGUGAUGGACUCCUACAGGACGGCCCUAGCAGACUUUGGGCCAGUCGUACUCAUCACCACCGACAUCGCUGCGAGAGGCCUCGACAUCCCGGGCAUAGGCUUAGUGAUCCACUACGGAGCUCCCAAGACGACAGCUAACUACAUACAUAGGGUCGGACGUAUACGGCCCGAGACAGUGAAGAAGGUCGGCCGGGCUGGCGAGGACAAGUGCAAGUCUAUCAUGUUCCUCACCUCGGGUCGAUCGUCCUUGCCUCCACCAAGGAUCGCCGCACAGUGGGGUGUCCAGCCGGCGCAGGUUAAGGCGAUGGUUCGGGGCAUUCUGGAGGGGCUACAGGAGUCGACCAAGGAGGGCAGUAUUGGCACUGAGGCCUGGAAGACCGCGGAUUCGCUGUUGUUUGGCGUGGACGACCCUGACGUUACUCGAUCAGCGGCGGCGGUUCAAAACCUGGCGGCGGCAUUGCAUUUAGUGGCGCUGCGCCAAAGUCCGCCCUCGGCUCGAUCGCGUCCGAGUCUACUAAGUGGCCGAAAGGGCUAUUCUCCGGUACUUCUCCUGGACCCUUACUUGAAGAAGGUCCCGAGCAAAGACAGGGCGGCUAAGUUGGUUUCAGAAGCUAUAAAGGAGGCUGCAACCCAUGGUAUGUUGGAGCCCCUCACUGAGCCGGUGGACUCCUCAUCGGGCAGGCUACCGUCCCGGCCUGAGAAGCGAAUAUCGCCUCUGGGGCGCAUCGCUCUAACAAGACGGGGCUAUGCUGUUGAUAUACCGACGGGCUACAUCAAGUCGGUGCUGGGAUCGAGAAAACUGCGAAGUGCCGGGGUUGUACCCGUGUACCUCACCACGCAGGUGCCUCGGUUGAUAACUGACGAGAGGACUUUCAGGUUGCGAGCGGCCGCCCGGGAUCGUCGUGAGGGAGUUCAGGAAGUGGUCAGAGCUAAGCGGCUGAGAGAACGUAUCAUGCUUGCUCGUUGGGCACGAUCAGCCCUGGUCCGCUUGCCCCCCGCGGUCCCCUUCCUGCUCCUGUGUGUCUCUAUCGGCCUCGAUGUAGUGUCAUUGGUUACGGCGUUGCUAGCCGGGCCGGGGCACCGACCAGAGGCUACUGUUCCUGCUCACAGGGACAUACGUCUACCUGGUCUACUGCGUCUAUUGACAUAUCUAAUCCUCGGUAUUGUGGCAAUCUCACGCCUACGGUUGUGGUGGAGGGAUGUUCGGGUGGAGGCCCAUGGUGUGGUUAUCAAGAUUGGCAAGGCUGGCAGUAUUGGGCAUGUGAAUAGGAAGAGACGAGGGAGUGGUAGCAGCCAAUUGUCGGACGGCGAGCUUACGGCAGCUGACUACGACCUGUGUCGAGAGCGAUACGAGUACACCCCGUGGCCGCCUCCAGAGUUGCUCGGAUGGGCGCCUUUCGGGACGGUACCGUUUGGACCGCAAGAAGAUCCUAGGGCCUGCUAUUGGGCCCAGGGGAAUGCGACGUGUUUCAAGGUCCGCCAGAAAGGCUAUGCGAGCACCGGGCUGAAGCUGCCGAGCAGAUACCCCAUCUACGAGUGUGUAGGGGUGGACGUUGUGAAGUCUGGCAUGGUGCUCCGGAAGGUUGCGGAACUCAGCGUAUUCCAGAGAAUCGCGCAAGGUGACGACGUGCACAGCUCAGAGGUGCCCUCGUUUUGGAGAGGUGUUCAUCAUAUCAAUGGUCACCGCUGGGAGAAGGAAAUUGGCAUACCGCGGUUCCUCGUGGUGAACUGUCAGUUACCAUACGCGCCACCUGGCCUGUUCACCUCUGCCGACCCCAACGACCCCGGUAUGUCGGUGCUGUCGUAUUUCGUGAUGAACCCCACGGUGAUUGAGGAAUACCACAACGGCAAUUUGGAGCAGAUCAGUGCUAUUAGGCUGUUCAAAGAGUUGUUGAAAACAGGAGUGUCGAAGAAGGGCGAGAGCGCCUUGAAAAUAAUAGCCUUGAUUGAGAACGCCCAAGACCUAGGGCUUCCAGGAAUAGUUAACAGAUACAACGGUAAACCGGCGUUGCUGACCAAGAGCUUGCAGUUGCACGCAGACGUUGACGGUCGGGGGGAGGUGGCUGAGAUAGACUUUGAUAUUCGACAGUGGUGCUACUUAGCUCGAAAGAGCUUCUACUCCUUCUCGGGGCUCCUCAAGGACUGCAUGGCCCAUGUGGGGUUGGUGAUGGAAGGUGAAGACGACAGUGAGCUUCCGGAGCAGCUCCUGGCCUGCUUCCGAAUAUCCCAUCUCGACAUCGCGCGCGCCAAGUUGAUCGAUACCGACUGA
This is a messenger RNA of Perkinsus marinus ATCC 50983, 3580 nucleotides long. Its product is annotated as DEAD box ATP-dependent RNA helicase, putative. The transcript is spliced from 31 exons. The record is from RefSeq and is a predicted model, not a curated record. Bases 14 to 3580 code for a protein of 1188 amino acids. Gene Ontology annotation, molecular function: ATP binding; nucleic acid binding. Lineage: Eukaryota; Perkinsozoa; Perkinsida; Perkinsidae.